Dermacentor andersoni is the source of this 1243-nucleotide messenger RNA. Lineage: Eukaryota; Metazoa; Arthropoda; Arachnida; Ixodida; Ixodidae. The record is from RefSeq and is a predicted model, not a curated record.
CCUACAUGGUGGCAGCGGAGCCCAUUUGAAAUGUCGACGACACCGCCCCCGCCUACGACGCUGCCAGUUCCAUCGACUCUACUACCGGCUCCGAAACCCCUGGAUACGUUAGACGACGCCUGGCUUGGUUGGAGAACAUGGAAGAGCGGAGGUUCGCUACAUGGGACACAUCCUUACUACGCAAGGCCUGCGCAUCGACCCGGAGCGUGUUCAGGACAUUCUGGAAAUACCCGAGCCUAAGACCAGUAAGCGGCGGCAGACCCGGACCCUCCUGCCGGUACCAACAACUCACCUGGAGCCAGAGGCCAUACCCAGCAAGGAUGUCCACGACCGUCUCCAGGCGAUCCGGCACCGGCAUAAGAUCCACUACGACCGCGGCGCCAGGAACCUUUCCCCGCUGACGCCGGGACAACAUGUAACGACGUACGACACUCUCCAGAGAACCUGGUCUCCAGCUAUUAUUCUAAGGCCAGCCGCAACGCCAAGAUCUAACAUUGUGAAGACCGAAGACGGCCGUGAAAUCCGUCGCACAAGAAAGCACCUGCGGGAGGCAGCACCUCAACCAGAGCCACAAUCAACCUCGCAGGGGCCUUCAGAAGAUGACCUCCAGCCUGGACAACAGCAGUUGCACAGGAGCACAAGAUUGCGUCGGGAACCCUGUCGAUACCCGUUGCCAGAUGAAACUUCUAGACCUCAUCAUUAAAGGGGAGAUGUGACCAUAUCACGCUGUCAUUCUGAUAGCGCCCAGACUGUUAACACGUGACGGCUACGUCACCCAUUUCCAAGUGUACUUAUAUCGCUCCCUCCCAUGAAUAAACCGCUUCCGUUACCGGAUCACUGGCUUGCCUACAACGUCUGUAUCACUAUAGCCUAGUGUUGUCAUCCAAAAUGAUAAUAGUAACGGCUUACUUAAUAUUGCCCUACUUUGUCUACUGAUUCUAUUUUCUUACAAUUGUGACAUAGAGGGGACAUCAUCAGACCAGAUCUAUGUGUAUGAGAACUCAACUACGGGAUGUGACAGUGUAAGCUGGUGUAUGUAACUUUCGAUGGCUGAGAAGAACACCAAUAGUUAUUCCAGCGAAAACCGAAAUGUUGAAAGUCUGGAGUUGUUAUUAGAGCUAAUUUCUUUAAAUCAUUUUUAGGCAACAUUUUCUGUACCUUAGUCCAGUGACGUAAGUUGCAUGCAGUAAUAUGUGAAUCAAAGGUCAACUUAAAGACUUUCUGGCUCAUAUCUGCCAUUUCG